GUGUUGGAUCAAUUUUCCGUAGCCCUGCACGGCUGCACCCUUAGGUUUAUUGGCGGGAAAAAUAACUGAAAAUGGCGGGAACUUGGUCAACAUUUUGAUAGAGUUACAUAUAGAAUGUGAAACUACCGCUCUAUGAACUUUCAGUGAAAACACCCAAUUUAAUCAAUACUGUAUCCCUUUAGUGCGAUCAAAGAAAGAUGUUUGGAAGCAGUCAAUUGGACUCAUUUUCUAGUGGAGGUUUUAUGCCUUCUCAAGGCGGCUCCGAUCCUUCUCGCACUUCCGCUAAGAGUCGGGAUAACCCACCUCUGCUUCCGCUAACAGUGAAACAGAUAAGCGAAGCAGUUCAAUCAAGUGAUGAGAAAUCUAACUUUGUUGUUGAUGGUGUCGAUGUCAACAAUGUGAGAUUGGUCGGGAUGGCAUUUAAGAAAUCUGAGAGAGUGACAGAUGUGUCGUUUGCGAUUGAUGAUGGCACUGGUCGCAUUGAAUGCACUAGAUGGGUGAAUGAUGCUGUGGAUACCAAGGAAGUGGAGGAAGUAUCGGAUGGAAUGUAUGUCCGGGUCCAUGGACACUUGAAAGGUUUUCAGGGUAAAACACAACUAGUGGUCUUUGCUAUCAGACCUAUAACUGAUUACAAUGAGGUUGCUACCCACUUCCUUGAAUGUAUCUAUGUCCAUCACUGCAAUAGGAAGCCACAGAGCGGUCUUUCUGUCUCCACUCCUGGCCAAACUGAUGCGCCUGCAGCUGUUAGUACCCCUUCAGGUGGAUACAAUUCCAGUCAAUUCUCUGGACAAUUGAACAUUGAUGGCCUCAAGGGCAUGGAAAAAGUUGUGAUCGAUUAUUUGGAACAACCGUCAUCACUUGCGCAGGAGAAAGGGAUACACCGGAAUGAAAUUGCUCAACAACUUAAAGUUCCUCUGGAGAAAAUCAUGGAAGCAAUAACAUCUCUUGAAUCGGAAGGGCUGGUUUACUCUACCAUCGAUGAAUGUCACUACAAGUCGACAAGUGCUUAAAGCUUUGCUUACAUGCUCAGGGACUCAGAGGAAAGAUCAUAGUAAGCUUGACCUCGUCAAAUAUAUCAAGUUUUAGGAACUGAUUUCUCGCAUUGCAGUCUAGCUCUGAAUUGGAGUCGAUUUAUGGACGAAGCUAAGCCUGUGACCAAUAUUUUCUUUUUGUUUUGUCAAGAGUCGUGGAUCUGUUUGCCACUCCUGUUUUGAUGUAAAGAAUUAUCUAUGGAUAGAGAUAAGCAGGUCUUUCGUCUUUAAAAUUAAAUCCACUUUUUGGCAGACCAA
Messenger RNA from Lycium ferocissimum, 1289 nucleotides. Its product is annotated as replication protein A 32 kDa subunit A-like. The coding region runs from base 198 to 1010 and encodes 270 amino acids. Lineage: Eukaryota; Viridiplantae; Streptophyta; Magnoliopsida; Solanales; Solanaceae. Gene Ontology annotation, biological process: double-strand break repair via homologous recombination; nucleotide-excision repair; DNA replication. Gene Ontology annotation, cellular component: site of double-strand break; DNA replication factor A complex; nucleus. Gene Ontology annotation, molecular function: DNA binding. The record is from RefSeq and is a predicted model, not a curated record. The transcript is spliced from 10 exons.